CGAUUAUCUGUCGUGCCACAGCAGCACAGGCGGGCAGGCAUAAAUUCCAGCUGCCUCGCUCCCCCUUCUUCCCUCCCCACUCCCAUCCCCCUCCUCGAGAAGAGCACGGCCAUCCCCAGCCCGCCUCCAGUCGAGAAGGCCACGACCAUUGGCGGUAGACAGUAUACAUGGAGGUGGAGACUGCGGUGCCUCCUCCGGCGGCCGGGCCGGACCGUGUGGAGACCGCCUCGCGGGAGCCGAGCCACACGGGGGCCUCCUCCUCGCCGUCGCCGGCGGCCGGAGGCGAAGCGAAUGGCGCGGCCACCAAGGUGCAGAAGGUCUACCGGAGCUACCGGACCAGGCGCAAGCUCGCCGACUCCGCCGUCGUCGUCGAGGAGCUCUGGUGGCAAGCGCUGGACUUCGCGCGGCUGAACCACAGCACCGUCUCCUUCUACGACGACCCGGAGCCGGAGACCGCCGCCUCGCGCUGGAACCGCGUCAGCCUCAACGCAUCAAAGGUGGGGCAGGGUUUAUCCAAGGACGCCAAGGCUCUCAAGCUGGCUUUCCAGCACUGGAUCGAGGCUAUUGAUCCAAGACAUAGGUACGGGCAUAACCUGCAUUUCUACUAUGAUGUCUGGUGCCAGACCCAGGCUGGCCAGCCCUUCUUCUACUGGCUUGAUAUUGGUGAAGGAAAAGAUGUAGAUCUUCCAGACUGUCCAAGGGCUCGGCUGAAGAAGCAAUGCAUAAGAUAUCUUGGUCCACAAGAGCGCGAGUUCUAUGAAUACAUCGUUAAAGAGGGAAAGAUUAUCCACAAGAUAUCUGGAGAGGCACUUGAUACAAGCCAGGGCCCUAAAGGGACAAAGUGGAUUUUCGUUAUGAGCACAGCAAAGAAACUUUAUGCUGGGCAGAAAGAGAGAGGUGUAUUCCAGCACUCCAGCUUUUUAGCAGGAGGUGCCACUAUAGCUGCUGGAAGGUUCACUGCAGAAAAUGGAGUUAUCAAGUCCAUCUGGGCUUAUAGUGGACAUUACAAACCGAGUGCGGAGAAUCUUAGCAACUUCAUGAGCUUUCUAGAAGAGAAUGGAGUUGAUCUGAAAGAAGUUGAGGUACGCUCAUCCACCAAGGAAGACUACUAUGAAGAUCCAGCACCUAAUAGCAAACAGAACCCUGCUGCUGCUAUCAUGCCAUCCAAUCCUCCACAAUUGAUUCUCCCUUCCAACAUGGUAGAAGAAGCCAAGGCAUCUGGGCAAUCUUCUCAGACUGAAGCUGACGAGGUCAACGAUAAUCUCUGCGUGGAGAAAGCAAGGCCAGCCUACCAAAGAACCUUAUCAGGUGGCCUGCAAAGCCCUAGAGAUGCCGUCGUCUCCCAGGAUGCAAUUCUUGAGAGAGUGAACUCCAAGAACAAGUCAAAAUCCUAUCAGCUCGGCGACAGGCUGUCCCUGAAAUGGAGCACUGGAAAUGGUCCAAGAAUUGGGUGUGUGAAGGAUUAUCCAAUAGAGCUCAGAAUGCAAGCCCUGGAGAUGGUACAGCUCUCGCCCAGAGCAUCGACUCCUCCGGCCUCGUGGAGGGUGCCAUCAUGCAUCUCCCCCACCUCGCCAACGUCGCCGCUCGUGCCAAUGCAGGCCUCCCUGCCCCAGCCAAGUUAGGAACUUGAGUCUAGGCGAUAGCUGUGUAGCUCUGCUACCUCAUAUUUGAUGGGUGCUGCAAAUGUCAGAAGUUUGUGCUUGCUGUUUUUCCUAUGUUCCUGGAAUCCAUUUGUAGCUCAGAUGGAUCUGGUGAGGAUUGUAUGAGUUCGAAUUCGGUUGAAUUGAACUGACAAUGUGUGAUUGCGCUUUUUC
Triticum aestivum (bread wheat) is the source of this 1814-nucleotide messenger RNA. Its product is annotated as IQ domain-containing protein IQM3. The coding region runs from base 168 to 1622 and encodes 484 amino acids. The transcript has 9 exons. Lineage: Eukaryota; Viridiplantae; Streptophyta; Magnoliopsida; Poales; Poaceae. The record is from RefSeq and is a predicted model, not a curated record.